Molecule: messenger RNA, 786 nt
Organism: Talaromyces rugulosus
Lineage: Eukaryota; Fungi; Ascomycota; Eurotiomycetes; Eurotiales; Trichocomaceae
Exons: 2
Coding region: 1-786 (261 amino acids)
Biological process (GO): mRNA splicing, via spliceosome
Cellular component (GO): U2 snRNP; catalytic step 2 spliceosome; precatalytic spliceosome
Molecular function (GO): RNA binding
Source: RefSeq, a predicted model, not a curated record
AUGAACGCGAUCCGCCAGAUACAAGCGCUCAACAAGCGCGAACUCGAGAAUGCAGUACCACCUGAAGCUUCGUGGCAUGCCGACUACCGCGAUUCAGCCUACAUCAACAUCGGUGGCCUUCCCUUCGACCUCUCGGAAGGCGAUAUCGUUACUAUUUUUUCACAAUUUGGCGAGCCUGUGCAUGUGAACCUCAUACGCGAUAAAGAGACGGGCAAGAGCAGAGGGUUCGCAUUCCUCAAGUAUGAAGACCAGCGCAGCACGGAUCUCGCUGUGGACAAUCUCGGCGGCGCAACAGUCAUGGGUCGUGUUCUUCGAGUCGAUCAUACCCGAUACAAAAGGCGCGAGGACGAGGGCGAGGAAGAUAAUGUUGCAUCGAUUAUGGGCCCUGCUGCUGGUGCUUCUAGAGGAAGUCACGAUGAUACCGAUGAGCGAAGACGCCGGAGAACAAGCGAUGCUGAUGAGAAGCCACGGCCUAUGCUCAAAGAGGAGGUGGAGCUUGCUGAGCUCAUGCGCGAUCACGACGAGGAGGACCCGAUGAAAGAGUUUCUAGUCCAGGAGAAGAAGGAAGAAGUUGCCCGAGCUCUAGAAGAACUCAAGUCCAAAAGCAGCAGGAGACACCGACGACCAGACGACAACCGCGAACGUUCUUCUAAACACCGCCAUCAUCGCCACAGACGAAGCGAGAACAGAUCUCGGUCGCGGGAGAGGUCUCAUAGGGAUCGGGGCGAAACCAGUCGUCGAGACCGAGAAUAUCGUGAUCGAUCAGAUUAUGCUGAUCGUAGAUGA